Phoenix dactylifera (date palm) is the source of this 2913-nucleotide messenger RNA. The record is from RefSeq and is a predicted model, not a curated record. NCBI's taxonomy places the organism in Eukaryota, Viridiplantae, Streptophyta, Magnoliopsida, Arecales, Arecaceae.
UUCAGAGCUAAAGAAGCUCUGAUGAUUGCCACUAGUUGUUCAUCAGGUAGUGCAUGAUUGCCACUAGUUGUCCAUCAGGCAGUCCAUGAUUGCCGCCCGUUCUGUUCGGUCGCAGCUGGAGUUGCCCCCUUCCACGAAUGCUCUACGUUCAAGCUUGUUUGGAUACUAUAGGGAAUCCAAAGUUCCCGCGCGUCUCCCUUUAUUUAAGCUUCAUCAUCAGUUCAGAAGGCCAACCUCCCUCUCUCCUCUGUACAAUUAAUAUUCCCCAAUCAACAGUCCCCUACCAUCCUUUCUGAUCAUGGCGAGCCUAGGAGGUACGGGCUUUUCCUUGCUCGCCUUCUUCUUAGCAUGGAAUGUUCUGGUCCCCACUUGCAGCAAGCUUCUUCCUAUAGUCGAUCCAGUUGGCGGCAAUGGCAGCCAAAUAUUCCAGACGUACAUCGUUCACGUUUACCCCCCCGAGGACGUCGAGCUCCUUGGCGCUGAACAACUUGAGAACUGGCACAAAUCCUUCUUGCCCAACACCACCCUCGACUCGGGUGAGCCGAGGCUGGUCUACUCGUACCACCGUGCGAUCAGUGGGUUUGCAGGGAGGCUCACCCCGGACGAAGUGAAGGCCAUGGAGAAGAUGGAGGGGUUCGUGUCCGCACGACCCGAGCAGCACCUUCGUCUCGGCACGACCUAUACUCCAAAAUUCUUGGGUUUGGACCAAUACAGCAGCCUCUGGAAGAAGUCCAGGCAGGGCGAGGGGGUCAUCAUAGGGGUGCUAGACAGCGGCAUCGUUCCCACUCAUCCUUCUUUCGACGACGAGGGCAUGCCGGAACCCCCCAUGAGAUGGCGUGGCUGCUGCGAGUUCAACAAUACCAGAUGCAACAGGUGGGUCCCGAAGCCCUGCAACAACAAGCUCAUCGGUGCGGCGGCCUUCGGGUUCAGCCGCACGCCGGACGAUGACAUCGGGCACGGGACUCACGUUGCCGGCAUCGCGGCUGGAAGCUUCGUCCAUGGUGCUCAAGUACUCGGUCAAGCCAAGGGCACCGCAGCCGGCGUGGCCCCUAGAGCUCACCUGGCGGUCUACAAGGUGUGCCGCACAUUGUUCCACAAAACCGGCUGCAGCGACACCGACAUAUUAGCCGGCAUCGACAAGGCCAUCGGUGACGGCGUCGAUGUGCUUUCGAUGUCCAUCUAUAAGGAGGGGGACGCACUUCACAAAAGCGGCAUCGCCCAAGGCACGUUCCGAGCGAUGGAGAAGGGCAUCAUCUCCGUCUGCUGCGCUGGAAAUGAAGGGCCCUACCCCAGCAGCACAGGUAAUGAUGCACCGUGGAUUCUGACCGUGGGGGCAAGCUCCAUGGACAGGGUAGCGAGCGCGACCGUGAGGCUCGGUAACGGGAUGGAAUUUGACGGAGAAUCUGCCUACCAACCGGGGAACUUCAGCGGCUCCACGAUGAUGCCCAUCGCCUACCCUGGGGUCGUAGAUACAGAUGUCAAGAAAGCUUGCCAGAAGGGGGCGUUCGCCGGCAUGAACAUAAGAGGGAAGAUCGUGCUGUGCGGGCAAGGAUUCAACGACCCCGUGAACAAGGGCGAGCUCGUGAAGGCCGCCGGAGGGGCUGCCCUCAUAGUUCUGAACCAGAGGUGGGACAAUUUCACCACUAGAGCCGAUCCUCAUGUCAUCCCAGCUGCCCAUCUGAACCACGAAGAUUCUCUGAAGGUCGUAAACUACUUCUCUACGGAAAAGAACCCGACGGCCACCAUAAUUUUCAAAGGCACGCUAUACGGAGCCCGCCGAGCUCCAGCAGUUGCCUCCUUCUCCUCGAGGGGGCCGAGCCUGGUGAACGGCGGUAUUCUGAAGCCCGAUAUCAUCGGUCCCGGUGUGGAUAUUCUAUCAGCAUGGCACGAGGAGGUCGGACCGAACCCCUCUGGGAAGACGGACAGGAUAUUCAACUUUGCAUUUGGCUGCUCCAUGGCCACGCCUCAUCUAGCUGGAGUCGCAGCGCUGCUCAACAGUUCCCACCCGGACUGGUCGCCAGCUGCAAUUAAAUCAGCAAUCAUGACGACGGCGCACACGGUAGAUCGUGAAGGGAAGCCCAUCGCUGAUGAAGCAUCCGGCAAUAUGGCUCCCGCUAGCGUCUUCGCCAUGGGUGCCGGACAUGUCGAUCCAUCCGAAGCCAACGAUCCAGGACUGAUCUACGACAUCCAGCCAGAGGAGUACAUUGGCUACCUUUGUGGCGGCUUGAAGUACUCCGAUUCCCAGGUUUCUACGGUCGUCGGACGUCGAAUCCAGUGUUCCGCUGUCAAGAAGAUCGAAGCUGACCAGCUAAAUUUGCCAUCAAUCUCGGUGAACCUUGGAAGAUCGCCCCUUAACAAGCCUGGAGUGUCUUCGACGACGACGACCGUAAGUCGAACCGCGACCAACGUUGGGGAGGCCAACUCAGUUUUUUCGGCGAAGGUUGAUCAACCAGAAGGGGUGAGCGUGAAAGUAACUCCUCAGGUGCUUCAGUUCUCCAGUCUCAAUGAAGAGAAGAGCUAUACCGUCGAGUUUAGCACCAACGGAAAGUCUCCAGGCCGGUACUCGGAAGGACAGCUCCGUUGGAUUUCUAAGAAGCACGUCGUCAGGAGUCCCAUCUCUGUCGCGUUUUAAUUGCCGAUGCCUGAGCUACGACCGACGUGUGCUUGCUUGCUGCUUCUCCAUCUUCUUCUACUUCCUGGGGUACAAUAACAUAUAACAUAUAUAUAUAUAUAUAUAUACAUAUAUAAUGAUCGUUGUUGCGAAAAUAAAUAUAAUCUUGCUGAGGCUUGCUGGCUAAUUUAAUCUUGCACGGUUAGUUGUUUCGUACAAUAUAUGUUAUGGCCUCAGCCACUGAUAUAAUACCCUCCAAAGAAAGAAAAUUCCGACUUUGGAGCCUGUCACCCUUCACUCAA